AUGGGAACCUCCCUUAAGAGCGACACUGGAUCAGGUUUCAGUGCGGAAUUGCAACUGUUGAUACAGGAAGCUUCCGUGAUCUUGCUGGUCCCGGGGGUCAGCACCCUCAGCAGAGCUAAAGCUCACUGGCGCACCGCCGGUGGGCCCAGGCCGCUUCGCUCUUUACAGUAUGUUUUCGGGUUUCCUUGGCUGUCGGAUAAAGAUCGUUCUACGGUCGAGGAGGCUAAUUUCGGGGUGCUGAAGUGCUUCGAAAUUUGUUUCAUUCGCCUUGAGCUUUGCAAGCCAUUCAUCUUUGAGCACCCGGAACAACUGGGCGCGGUUAACGACUUCAUUCCUGCUUCGGUCUGGGACUUCGAUGAAUUCAAGCAGCUUCUACUUCUGGAUGGGGUGCAAUCGGCUGCCUUCUUUCAGUGUCAGUGGGGUGCACCUUCGAGUAAGCCCACUCGCCUUUUAUGGAGCCGUCUGGACUGGUGUGAAGCUGCCCUUUUUACGGGGCCGCCUGAGCUUGCGGCGGAUGGCCGAUAUCGCGGGCCUCUUCCGCCCUCCUGCGGUCAUCGUCAUGAUCGCUCACUGGGCAAAGACCUCGCAGGUACUUGGGCCACCGCCUCGGCAGCUUAUCCUUCGCUGAUGUGCGCCUGGCUUUCCAAAAGCAUGCUGCGUCUCUGUCGUGUUGAUGGGGCUGGGGACGCAUCCACUUUUGGGCGCAGGCCGUUGGAGCAAGCCACCUGGGAUUCAGAUGACUCCUCGGACGGGGAGGGACCGAAAGACGACUUCGAGCUCUCGUCCUUGCUACUGGAGCUGCCGGCGGGCUCUUGGCCCCCAGCAGGGGAAACUUCGGAUGCGGAAAGUUUCGCGGCUCGGCUCCUCAAGAAGGGCAGGGUCACUGUGGAAGACUUCGAAAAGCUCUGUGGGCUGCUGCCGUCGGACCCCGAGGUUCGCGCUACAGCCGGGGAUCUGACCUCAAAGACUUUCAUGAGUGGCUUCUUUCAACAUGGCGGAGUCAUCGGGCUUCGCACGCAUGUGUCCAGCCACCCCUGGGUUACGGCACUUCUUUGCGGAAUUCUUCGCGCUGCACUUCCAGGUUACGCUUUUACUUCGGUGGUGGUGUCUAGGAACCGCCAAGUGCUUCCACAUUGCGACAGUCAAAAUGGUGCCAACACUUGGCACCUGCUGGUUCCAGCUUCCCGAUUUAAGGGGGGAGGGGUCUGGCAAGAAGUGGAUGGCGGACUCGAGCCCCUGGAGUACGAGGGCGAGCAGCGCUGGGGCAAAAUUCUUCCGGUGGCCACGGGCCCUCAACUUCUGGAUCCUCGUCAACUCCAUGCUACGAUGUCUUGGAAGGGCGUGCGGACCGUGAUCAUUGGGUUCUCGAUCCGGGAGCCUGCGAAAGCUAGCCGUACCUUGAGGAACACCUGGAAAAGGAUCUCAGGACUGCAGGGUGUGUCGCAGACGGAUGAAGCUGUUUCGGGCGGGCUUACACCAUCAGUCCGUCUUCUCGAGCGGGGAGCUGGAGAGGAGGGUGACACCUUCCAUGGUCAUCUGGUCCAGGCUCGCAAGGACAACUUCGGCGAUCCCAUCACCGUGCAAUGGCGAGGCAAGGUCCAUUCCUUCGUUGAUGGUUGCGGACUUAACAGUCCGGGUCGCUGGCGCCCGACCGCUCGGGGCCGGGGGCUCACCAAGGAAGCUGACGAGUUCGUGAAUGCUCUUCGGAGUCUUCUGGAUGAUUUCAUCAGGACCGAGAUCGUGGACCCCAAGCGGGCAUAUUUCAUGUUGGCCCUGGGCAAGUACGAGGAAGCUCCCUUUUCUGCUCAGGCCAUGGAUCGUCUUCGUAAGUCUUGGUUCUCUCUGCUGGAAGAUCCUUCAGCGGCCGCUCACCAGGAGCCUGGGCAACCUUUCUUCCUGGAGGCGCUCUCGCAGACUUGUCGGGCUAUGGGAGAUGAAGACUGGGAGGUUCUCACACGUGCAGAGGACAACUAUGCUCGUGGGCGGAGACUGGGAGUGGACCGGCCAGACGGCCCGAUCUGGAUUAACCGGGUGGGAACGUUCGGUGUGGCCUGCGCUGCUUAUCACUUCGCCAGGUUGGCUGGGCUGAUAGGCCGUGGAGCUCUUCGCAUUGCACUGCAGGCCUCGCUUUUCCAAAUGCUCUUCGCAGAUGACUUGCAGAUCAUGGCGGGUGGAGAGCAGAAGUACCACGACCUUUGGGUGGUGCUCCUCUACUGGCUUAUGGUUGGAACUCCUUUUAAGUGGUCUAAGUUUCGUGGGGGAGUUUGCUUGGAUUAUGUUGGUUUCUACUUUGAUUACUUCCGGUUCAAAGUGGGACUGUCGGAGCGUCGGGCGAACUGGCUCAUCGAAUUCAUCACGGAUCUGCAGAGGGGCCGAGGGAUGAUUGAGCAUCGGCGCUUCACCGAGUUUGUGGGGCGACUGGUCUAUGCUGGGCAAGUUCUGUACUGGCUCCGACCGUUCAUGGGACCGCUUCAUCGCUGGAAAGCUGCCAUCACUCCAGGAACUGUGGCCUUGGUACCUCGUAUGGUGAUGGUGGUCCUUCGCUACAUCUUGACCUUGUUGCAAGAGAAGCAUUAUCUUGUCUGCUGUAAGUCGCCACCUUUGAUGCUUCGCGAAGCAUUUCGCACGGACGCGAAAGCAGAGGAUGAUUUCUUCGUACUGGGUGGAUGGGAAACUCUGCACAGCUUUGAGCCAAAGAAGUGCCGUUGGUUCUCUGUCCGGGUCACUGCCGCUGAUUAUCCAUUCUUGUUCAAUGCACAAGGGACGGCGAAAGGAAUGAGCACAGUUGCCGAGCUUCUGGCCACGUGGCUGGGGCUGCACUUGUUCGGAUGGCUGGAUGGGACUGGGCAGAGUUUCACGGUCUCUGCGGGGACCGACAACCUGGCGAAUGAGCUGGUCAUGCGCCGCCAGGGAACCACGAAGUUCCCGUUGACGUAUGUGUAUAUGCAGCUGGAGUACGAUUUGUUCCGCUGCGGGGGCCAUAUGAACUUGAACUGGCGACCGCGUGAGCUCAAUACCGAGGCAGAUGACUUGACGAAUGAACGGUUCAGCGCCUUCGAUUUAGCUCUUCGGAUUGAUGCGAAGUUUUCUGAUGUGCCGUGCAAGCUUCUUCUUGAUUUGGCAAGCUUUCAUUCUGAGAUGCUCGAAUGGCGAAAAGGGGGAGAAGGAAGUGCCCCACCAGCUCCUUUGACAAAGAAGCAGAAGUUGGCCACUAAGACGAAGUGGCAAAGCGAUCCUCGCGUUGGUGGGUGGAGGCCGGUCCCCGAAUGGGGACCCGGUCUCGGCUCGCUGUUACGGCGCGAUCUGGACAUCCGGAAAAAAUGUUGA
Symbiodinium sp. CCMP2592 is the source of this 3327-nucleotide messenger RNA. Lineage: Eukaryota; Dinophyceae; Suessiales; Symbiodiniaceae. The record is from the annotation of a GenBank genome assembly.